AUGGACAACGCGGAAAGUUUCGAUCCAGAGCUUGAGGCGGCCCUUGCCUUGUCUCGCGUGGAUUUCUUUGGCGCUGCGGAUGACGACUUGGCGCUGAUCGCAGCGUUAGAGGCGUCUCAGGCGGAUGUGAGGACGUCCGCUGACACAGACCUGGACCGCGCGCUUGAAGCUUCGCUGUUUGCCUCCGCCCUAAGCGGAGACGAGGAUCCCAAAGAGGUGGAAGAGGCGUUGAUAGCCUCGCGGCAGGAACACCAGAAAGAUGCCAAGAAGAGGGACUUGAUCAGAAAACAGGAGGAUGGGUCCGACCUAUUUCAGGCGGCCCUGCGAGCCAGUCGCGUCGACCUGGGGCCGCGCGGCAUUUCCCAAGUUGCAAAGAUUAUGGCGACUGGCGAUCCGAAUUUAGGUCAAGCUUCAGUCCUUGCGAAGGGUGCUGAUAGGUUCAAUGGUCGACCGGCGGCGGCCGCCAAGAGUGCCACCCGGCCGGAGGCCAAACGAGGAGCUAGCAGUUCGGCUCUGAGAGAAACUGGUGCGGCUCUUGCCCAAGGCAAGCGCUUGACUGGGGACAAAAAGGUGCUGCUGGAGAGAUGGUUGGGGAAAGGCAAGGACCUGAUGUCGCAGCUGGAGCGCCUUGAAGAGCUUCGCCCCGGCACUGCCAAGCGCCUGAAGGAAGCCGUUCGGAGCAUCGGACUGGUGGAGGAGGUGGCUGGCCGCACGCGGUGGCUGAGACUCCGAACUUCAGGCUGGCUGGCCAGAGCCGGAGGUUGCUUCUUGCUCCUGCUGGUCGCGGCUUUCUUCGUGGAAAGCUCAGUGUGGGGUGAAAAGUCUACAGAAGUUGGUCAGGAGCAGCGUUCGAGCGUUUGGGACAGCCGUUUCGUGAUUGGCUUGGCGACUGCACACAGAGGUGUGGACAGUUGGGAUACUGGAAGAUGUGAUGCCAAGAUCCCCCAGUAUAGCCAUGGCAUCAUGGCCCUCUUCGCCAUGGCGACCAUCGCAUCCAUCAGAGCCGGACCCCUGGUGCCAUCGCUGCUGGCGCCCCGCUGCGGCCGCGCUGCGCCCCGUCCUCCGCGCGUCGGGUCCGGCGGAAACGCCGCCGCGGUGGUGGCAACGGCGGCGCUGGCGCGGUCCAAGCGAAGGCGAGGGAAGGCGAAGCCGAUGCCGGAGGAUCAGGCAGUGUAUCCGGCCAAAGAUCUUUGCAGCCGAUGUGGCUUUUGUAAUACCUCUCUGGUUGGCCGAGUCCAGGAGGCUUGUGCCUUCCUUGGCGACGGCAUGGCACGACUCGACCAGCUGGAGGAACGCGUACAUGGUCGACAGCGGAACCUCGAGGAUGAGAUGGAGCUGUACUUUGGCGUGACCGUGGAGGACGGCGUGGUUCCCCUGCAGGUCCUCCCCGAGCAGCGCCCGGCUCAGCGCGCCUGGACCGGCCUCGUCACCUCCAUGGCCUGCGCCCUGCUGGCUGCGGGCCGCGUGGACGCCGUGCUCUGCGUGGCCGCCGAGAGCCCCAAGAAGCGGCUGGAGCCGAGGCCCAUCCUGGCGCGAACGGUGGAGGAGGUCUUGAAAUGUGGUGGAGUGAAACCCAUGUUGUCUCCCAACUUGCUGCCGUUGGAAGAACUGUGGCAGGUUCGUGGUGAAGACAUCAAACGGCUUCUCUUCAUUGGUGUGGGAUGUCAAGUACAAGCGCUUCGCUCGGUCGAGGAGGAUUUGGGGCUGGAUGAACUGUACGUCCUGGGGACGAACUGUGUGGAUAACCCCAGGGACUCCGAGGCGCUUCAGCGUUUUCUGCGGAGUGCCAGUGAGACACCGGAGACGGCUGUGGGCUUUGAAUUUAUGCAGGAUAAUCGUAUCCAUGUGAAGCAUGCAGAUGGGCGCUAUGAGAAAAUCCCGGUAUUUGCAUUGAAGGAGCCUGAGAAUUGCACUGGGGUCAUUGCGAAGUCUUGCUAUGCAUGUUUUGACUAUGUGAAUGCCCUCACCGACUUGACGGUUGGAUAUAUGGCAGCCCCAUGGCAAGGUGGUCGUAUGACGGAGCAUCAGCAGUACUGCGUGGUGCGCAACCAGAAGGGUCAGCAGAUGUUGGACCUACUGGCAGAGAAACUGGACGUGGGUCAGGCAUCCAGCCUGGUGCCCAACGGUUGGUCCCUGCCACGUUCCCAGCUGGUGCCCUCGGUGCUGUCCCCGGAGCUGGACUUGGCCUUCGGCCGUCGCCGGCGCCGCGAAGCGCCGCCGCGGUGGCUGGCGGAGCUGUUGAGCGACGUCGUCACAGCCUUGGGGCCCAGGGGGGUGGAGUUUGCCAAGGGAUCCAUUGAUCGAGCAGCGUUGAGAAAUUUGGUCUGCUUGGAGGUGGACUUGCUUCGACAGCGUGCAGGGCCAGGGCGAGAGCUGGAGGAGAUCCUCCCGCGACAUGCCAAGGUGAUCCGGGCGAGAUAUCAGGAGCUGCUUCAGGAGAUGCUGGAGAAGUAUCAAGGUGCUCAAGUGCAGUAG
Messenger RNA from Cladocopium goreaui, 2475 nucleotides. The record is from the annotation of a GenBank genome assembly. Lineage: Eukaryota; Dinophyceae; Suessiales; Symbiodiniaceae.